GGGCUGUCAAAAGCAGGCAAACAUGGCUGGGCUUUUCUUUUCUUGGUAAAACUAAGCUGAGCUCACGUGCAUGGGGGAGGAAAGAAAGAACUUUUUACAAAAUGCAUAGUUUUAUAUAUAUGCCCAGAGUCUCUCCUGGCAUAAUUUCAUUCCUGGCUGACCCUGCUUUUUUUUUUGGCUUUUCUGAUUCCAGCAGAUACUUCUCUUUCCUAGAGUGUGGGUUUAAAAAUGAGCGCUUUAAGAGCCAAGCCUGGAAGGGAUCCUUUGUUAAUUGGCUUCCUGUCCUUUAUAAUAUCAGGAAGAGAGAAAGAAAAUCAAGUCUUCUAAGUUGUGGGGAAGGGUUAAGGUGGAAGAGCUUUUAAGAAGAUGGGUGACUGGGGCUUUCUGGAGAAGUUGCUGGACCAGGUGCAGGAGCACUCAACGGUCAUUGGAAAGAUUUGGCUGACGGUCCUCUUCAUCUUCCGCAUUCUGAUCCUAGGCCUUGCUGGGGAAUCCGUCUGGGGGGAUGAGCAGUCAGACUUCGUAUGCAACACCAAGCAGCCCGGCUGCACCAAUGUCUGUUAUGACACCGCCUUCCCCAUUUCUCACGUCCGUUACUGGGUGCUUCAGUUUCUCUUUGUCAGCACACCCACCUUGGUCUACCUGGGGCAUGUCAUCUACCUCUCCCGGAGAGAGGAAAAGCUGAAGGAGCGGGAAAAUGAGCUACGGGCUCUACAGUCCAAGGAUUACAAGGUGGCGGAUGCCCUGGUGGUAAUCGAGAAGAAGAUGGCCAAGAUCUCUGUGGCAGAGGAUGGGAAAAUUAGAAUCCGUGGGCCUCUGAUGUGGACUUACAUCAUUAGCGUGGUAUUCAAGAGCAUCUUUGAGGCUGGUUUUCUGGUUGGUCAGUGGUACCUGUAUGGCUUCAUUAUGAACUCACGCUUUGUGUGUGAGGGGUACCCAUGCCCACACCUGGUGGACUGUUUUGUCUCUCGCCCCACCGAAAAGACCAUCUUUAUCAUCUUUAUGCUUGUGGUGGGCCUGAUCUCCCUUGUCCUCAACCUUCUAGAGCUCUUCCAUCUCUGUGGCAAGAGCCUACUCAACACCGUGAAGGAAGGAGACUGCUGUACUUCAUCUGCUCCUCCACUCCCCUGUGAUGUCAACGGCUACUCCACCAAGCUUUGUGAAAUACCCAACGGGCCAUAUCAGGACAAGUCCUACUUCUACCUCCCAAUGGCUGAGAGGCAUCACCCACCCUACCAGGCCUACAACAAGCUGUCCAGUGAGCAGAACUGGGCCAAUUUCAACACUGAAGAAACCUUGGCCUUACGAGAUGGGAGGAAGCCCCCUGAUGUCUUUGUGACACAAGGCCCUGAAGUCCACCUCUCUCAGGAAAGACAGUCCAGCCGUCCAAGCAGCAGUGCAUCCAAAAAACAGUAUGUCUAGUGAGCAAGCCUUCUAGAUCCAAUUCUGCUGCCUUGAUGGCAACUGUUUCUAGUUAAUGUUCUCUGGUGGGCUUUCUUGUCAACAGUUUCUAGAGGCUCUAGUGAAACAUGACUCAGCAUUCUUGUUGAAGUGCUGCCUGGUUUGCAUCCUGUUUUCCAGGUGGUAGCCAAGACUUCCUUGUGGACAUGGACUGCUGUGUCAUGCGGACACAGGACUACCACUUCUAGGAAGCCAGCAGAAUGGGUGCUUGAUGGACAUUUAACUAUCACUCAGGUGGGGUGCUACAUGGUGACUCUUGAAAAGUUGUCUUAGACUUGAGGGGAGGCAAGGGGGAGACGGCAGCCCUCCAGUAGGUGGAGAGGAAACCAUAUCUCAAUUUGUAACAGCCUGUAAGAGCUGGCCUUUCUCUUGGAAGUCUGCUUGUGAGUUAGAUAGCAGGAGAAAGAUCCAUGGCAUGUGUUAGUAUUAAGAAGCAAACUGCAGGAUACCUGCUUCUUGGUCCAUUUCACAAAGCUUGGGACUUUGAGGUGCUUUGGAAGGAGGAACUUACUUUUCUUGAACUCUCCGGGAAUAUGGACCCCCAAACAAACACUACAGCGUGGGGCUGAGUAGAGAUGCUGAGCGCACAUUUGGAUGCAAACUCAUCCCUUGAUGCUGACUGGCAGGGAGAUGCCAGUCCAUUCUUCUGUGAUUUUCCUACCAUGGCUGGUUUGUGGAAGGAACUGUGUAUCACUCGGGCCACAAAACUGGUAACUUCCCUAUAGCUCUUUUCUCUUUUUUUGUUAGUUACAAAGGACAGUUUCUUCUCAAAGACUUUCUCAAGAUCUUGCCCUUGUUUAUAUUUUGAAAUAUUACUGAAGGCAUACCUGCUAAUACCAGAACUUCCUACAUUCUAAGUCUUCACAGUGGAUUCAUUUUUAAAAAAGAUUCUAAACACUGCAUUUAUUUUUUCAAGAAAGAUAUGACUCCAGGUGUUGUUUUGUAUGCAAGGGGGACUGUGUAAAUGUGCAUGUGGGCAGCCAUACACUGGUUUAAGUGCCUCCUCCCUUCUCCUCCAAACUCCUGGUUUACAGGGCAAGCUGGAUGCUUCUCACAAUAUAUUUACAACCAAAUAUAGUAGGAAUUGACUUAAACAAGGCUUAAUCUCUAAAAACGGGUUUCUCUCAAAUGUCUGUUUACAACAGGCAGAUUCAACAACUGUUGAAGUGGCCUCAUUCUUCUCCUUAAAUAUAAAACAAAUUAUCACUCAGUUCCUUUUGGGAUGUUUUUCCUCCCUCAGGGUUUUGCAUCCUGUAGCAGGACAGCACAGUGGGGUUUCGUUCAUGGCUGACAGUACAGUUUGCUAGUGAUAGUCACUGUCUGGGAACACACAGUGCUAGCCCUGAAAUCAAGAGGCCUUUCUUUCCAGAACAUUUUCAGCUUGCUUUCUCAUCCUUCAUCGUUGCUUUCUUUCCUUACAUUCUCUACACUUAGGCUCAUCUGAUUUCUUUCUGCUUUCUCAAAUCCAUGGCUUCCAGGUAAUAAACAUUAGCCAGUUUAAUUUAAUUUAUUGGAUUUAUAUCCUGCCCUCCCCACCAAAGCAGGCUCGGUCGCUUGUCAUCUUUCACUUUGUUUCAUGAUUUCAUUAAAAUUUGCUUCCUGGCUAUCCUUAAGAGUGUCAGAAUUGAGUUACAGGUCCUGCCACUGUUGUGGAGAUGAGUAUGAACACUUGCCCAAAACACUGGGUUGGAUCUUUGUGGAUUUGUUCAGCAAAUGGUGGCACCUGCCUUUCAAUGGACGAGUCCCUCUUGGGCCAAUGGAAGGUGUCUGGGUGCCACAGAAAAGCAUUUCUAUGCAUGGAACGUAUCCACAGAAUCUAAUCCAUUUAUUCUGAUGCCUGUGCUGUGCCUGGAGAAUACAACUGAAAUGGGCUCUGUUUCAUAUUGGGUAUCCCCAUUACAGAAUAGAACAAUGUCAUAAAGCACCACUCACUAUAUGUUUUAGGUGUUACCAAGCAUGUCUAUGGAUGUCUUUCUUACGUAUUGGCCUGUCUCCUCUCUUAAUUUUGUGUUUGUGAUCCAUUUUUGUUAAUUCAUUGAGAUCCAAGCUUUACCAGUAAAUGGGCCUUUGAGAUUGAUCGUUGGGACAUCAUCAUCAAAUGUAAAAAACUUUCCUGAAACUGCCUCCCAGUAGGAGUGGGAGUUUCAGUAAGGACAUUGGCUUUCUACAUUCUUUAGCAGGAACACCUGGAAAUCCCUGGAUUAAAUCAGUGGGAGACACUUUGAUUUAAAAUGUUCAUUUCUACAAGAAUGAUGUUGUAUGCUUGGGACUCUUGAAAUACGGGGCAGCUCACUCAUUAUGUAGCAUCAGGAACUGUGGUGCAGGGAGAGGAAUCUGUUUCUUUUUUUGUAAACUGAUGGUUCCACUUUUCCAAGAAUCUCUAGUGAGCAGUUCUUGACCAAAACUGUGAAAUCUGCACUUAUUAACAUACCUGUGUGUUUGAUGGAAACCAAAGUCAUGUGAGGAGCUGGAUUCCAAUCUCUAAUUCAGCCAGAUUGUAUAAAGGGAUGAAGGGUGGAGUUCCACAGUUCCAAGUGGCAAUUCUGGGGAGGGUUCUGAUAUUUAAAAAUUGGGGUGUGUUUUCAAAAUAAAAAAAUUGAAAAUG
Molecule: messenger RNA, 4066 nt
Organism: Heteronotia binoei (common prickly gecko)
Lineage: Eukaryota; Metazoa; Chordata; Lepidosauria; Squamata; Gekkonidae
Gene: GJA4
Product: gap junction protein alpha 4
Exons: 2
Coding region: 367-1422 (351 amino acids)
Biological process (GO): cell communication
Cellular component (GO): connexin complex
Source: RefSeq, a predicted model, not a curated record